Molecule: messenger RNA, 1095 nt
Organism: Diaporthe batatas
Lineage: Eukaryota; Fungi; Ascomycota; Sordariomycetes; Diaporthales; Diaporthaceae
Exons: 2
Coding region: 159-938 (259 amino acids)
Source: RefSeq, a predicted model, not a curated record
GGAAAGUCCUUGAAGCUAUCAACGGUCGUUUCAACCAAUUGCUCACAAGGCCAUCUGGGCGUUUUCUACAGUUAGUCAGACAUCACGGGCAUUGAGAGGUGUCAGUCUCAACAGGCAUAGGCGUCCUCACACCGCCCCCGCCCCCAGGAGUAGUAAUCAUGGCCACUGCAUCAUCGCCAACGACGGUCAUCCGAUAUGAGCAGAAACCUGAUGCGGCAGGAACAUCAGUUGCAUCCAAUGUCCCCGGGUACCCACCAACCGGGCCCAGCAUGUCCGGCGCCUUGCCCGACAGCUGGCAUCCUACCAAGGUCACUGACGCAGGGCUGCCUGGUCAACCUUUCGCGAGACCUGUCCGAGUAUUCUCUCCGCAAGAGAUCCCGAAGAACAUAAAAACAGCUCGCUUGAGCGUCGAGCAUGGCCUGAAGGAGCUGCUCGCUUUUCAGCAGCGACGACCUCAGGCUGACGGAGUCGCCUUUCUCGAGCAGUUCAGAUUACAAUCUGCUAAUGUUCUCGAUGAGCUGAUGACGCUGAGGGGGGAGGUGUCGGACAUAAUAAGGGCGGCAGAGCGGCAUCGAUGGCGAAAGUGGCUAUUGGGGGGUUUGGCUGCUGUAAUUAUCCCUGCAGUGAAGGCGAUUUGGAAACGACCACGGCAUGACAGCGAAUCAUCCAACAAAACGGAAUAUGCGUUCUUCAAGAGCCAGUCACUCAUUUCACGCAUACUGAAUGCUGUUCGAAGCAGCUUUGGUGGACUGGCGUCUAUAACAUUCUUCGUAUUUGCGGUGCUGUAUGUCUUUCAAAACGAGGUGUCUUUGCGCGUGGCCAAAACGAUGUCCAGGAGGCUGAAGAGGCUGCAUGCCAAGUUGGAAAGAGGCGAUCAAGCAAUCACUCAAGCCGAUUUGAAGACACUCCGCGGAUGGCGAUGGCGAAUAUUGCUCUGAAAAGAGCGCAAGACAUCUCGUUGGUAGUGAUCGAGUAACAAAACACUGCCUCGAGCUGUUGUAUACUCAAAACCCGGAAUUUGGUGUUUAGCCCUAGAAACAAAGAACGAGGCGCUCGAGGUUGUUACGAAAUAAGAAUUUUGGUUCAUUUUCUGCA